Molecule: messenger RNA, 567 nt
Organism: Rhinocladiella mackenziei CBS 650.93
Lineage: Eukaryota; Fungi; Ascomycota; Eurotiomycetes; Chaetothyriales; Herpotrichiellaceae
Exons: 1
Coding region: 1-567 (188 amino acids)
Biological process (GO): ribosomal large subunit biogenesis; ribosome assembly
Cellular component (GO): nucleus; nucleolus; preribosome, large subunit precursor
Molecular function (GO): RNA binding
Source: RefSeq, a predicted model, not a curated record
AUGAGGCCACUUACCGACGUCGAGACCCAAACUCUCUUCACCAAGCUCGCCAACUACACUGGCCGCUCGUUAACUCAACUGAUUGCGCCCGGCGACUCCUCCACGGACGACGACGACCGCCAUGUCUUUCGCCUGCACGAGUCGCGAGUCUACUACGUGCGCCUUUCCCUCGCAAACCUUGCGACCUCCAUAGCGCGAGACAACCUCCUCUCUCUCGGCACGUGCAUGGGCAAGUUCACCAAGACCGGAAAGUUCAGACUGCACAUCACCGCCCUAGACGUGAUAGCACCACACGCCCGCUACAAGCUAUGGAUCAAGCCGAACGGCGAGAUGCCGUUUCUAUAUGGGGGGAACAUCGUCAAGGCACACGUGGGCCGGUGGAGUGAGGACUGCCCCGAACACUCAGGUGUGGUGAUUCUCGCGAUGGACGACACGCCGCUUGGAUUCGGCGUUACCGCCAGGUCGACGGCGGAAGCGAGGAAAUUGGAACCAACAUCGAUCGUGGCGUUUAGGCAGGGAGACGUGGGAGAAUAUCUGAGAGAGGAAGAUAGCUUAUUCACGACUUGA